Molecule: messenger RNA, 6000 nt
Organism: Aspergillus nidulans FGSC A4
Lineage: Eukaryota; Fungi; Ascomycota; Eurotiomycetes; Eurotiales; Aspergillaceae
Product: Arf family guanine nucleotide exchange factor SEC7
Exons: 6
Coding region: 1-6000 (1999 amino acids)
Biological process (GO): regulation of ARF protein signal transduction
Cellular component (GO): endosome; COPI-coated vesicle membrane
Molecular function (GO): guanyl-nucleotide exchange factor activity
Source: RefSeq, a predicted model, not a curated record
AUGGCGGAAGCUGAGAACGACCCUACGAACGAGCUCAACCAAACAUCAGUUACCCAGGCAGACAAGCAGAAUGGGGUUGAUGUUGCAACAGAACCGCACGCCCCGGAGGUAGUCGCGGAGUCAAAACCAGCAUUAACCGAUGAAUCAGAACGUCAGGAGAUCCCAACAAUUAAAGAGAAUGAGGACACAAUGGCGAACAACCGAUUGAAUGACAGCAAGAAUAACCUGCCUCAUGAGCCCUCCGUAACGUCUCCGGAUACUACCACUGAUUCAAACGAGCCUACCGACGAACCAGAACAACCACAUACAGAAGGUGAUCAACUCGAAACUCUGCAGCAAGAUCAGCCUCCUGCUUCGGACGAACAACUGAAUGAAGCUCCAGAUGCGCCGUCAACUCGCGAUGAGCAGCUUGCCCAGGAUAUGCGACAGCGAUCGGACUCGCGAUCGACUACCGCAACCUUCGCUACCAAUCGGUCCUCGGUAGUCAGCUCUACUGUUUUUAUUGUGACAGCUCUGGAUGCAAUUGGUGCGUCGCGGGAAGCUCGGAAGAGCAAAGAGCUGGAGGACGCUGUAAAGAAUGCGCUCGCCAAUGUCAAGCAGUCGGACCGCCAACCUAUCGACCCGGAGAUACUGUUCUACCCUUUAUUACUCGCAAGCAGGACUCUAAGCAUUCCCUUGCAAGUAACGGCUCUCGAUUGCAUCGGCAAGCUAAUCACCUACUCUUAUUUUGCAUUUCCAUCGGCGCAAGAAGCCAAGCCAUCGGAGGCAGAUGCUACGGCAGAGCAGCCUCCUCUUAUAGAGCGAGCCAUUGACGCUAUAUGCGAUUGCUUCGAAAAUGAAGCUACGCCAAUCGAGAUCCAACAACAGAUAAUCAAAUCCCUUCUGGCUGCAGUAUUGAACGACAAAAUUGUGGUGCAUGGAGCAGGUCUUCUGAAAGCUGUUCGGCAAAUCUACAACAUGUUUAUUUACUCAAAGUCCAGUCAGAACCAACAAAUCGCUCAAGGAUCCCUCACACAAAUGGUCAGCACGGUCUUUGACAGACUGCGCGUUAGACUUGAUCUACGGGAAUUGCGCAUCCGUGAAGGCGAAAAGGCGCAGGCGGGGUCUUCGGAAAGUGUGACUAUUGAGCCUGUCGUUAGCCCGCCAUCUGCUGAGGACGAUCAGGCAUCUGAUGUUGCUUCUGUAGCAGCGGAUCAACCGGUCUCCAAGGAGCCAACGGAAAAGCUCACUUUGGAGAGCUUCGAAUCGAACAAAGAUGUUACAACAGUCAAUGAUAACGUACCAACAAUGGUCACCCGCGCCAACAUUAAUCAGAAAAGAACGCAGUCUUACUCAGGCACUUCCUCGGAGGAGAAAGAGGCUGAAGAUGCUUCAAGUAACGAAGACGAUGUGGACGAGAUUUACGUCAAAGAUGCUUUCCUCGUAUUCAGAGCUCUUUGCAAGUUGAGUCAUAAAGUCCUCAGCCACGAGCAGCAACAGGACCUCAAGUCCCAGAAUAUGAGAUCCAAAUUGCUAUCUCUGCACCUAAUCCACUACCUCAUCAAUAACCACGUCAUUAUCUUCACCACACCCCUUCUCACACUAAAAAACAGCUCAGGUAAUUUGGAAGCGAUGACCUUCCUUCAAGCGAUUAGACCUCAUCUCUGUUUAAGUCUCAGUCGAAACGGCGCCAGCUCAGUACCGAAAGUCUUCGAGGUCUGCUGCGAAAUAUUUUGGCUCAUGUUAAAACACAUGAGAGUCAUGAUGAAGAAAGAGUUAGAGGUCUUCAUGAAGGAAAUAUAUCUAGCCAUACUCGAGAAGCGAAAUGCACCGGCCUUUCAAAAGCAAUAUUUCAUGGAGAUAUUAGAGCGACUGGCAGACGAGCCUCGUGCAUUAGUCGAGAUGUAUCUCAACUACGACUGUGAUCGCACUGCCCUGGAGAAUAUUUUCCAAAAUAUCAUUGAACAGUUAUCACGAUACGCUAGUAUCCCGACAGUCGUGAACCCUCUCCAACAACAACAAUACCACGAAUUGCAUGUGAAGGCUUCCAGUGUUGGGAACGAAUGGCACCAGCGUGGCACCCUUCCCCCAAAUCUGACGAGCGCCAGUAUAGGAAACAACCAGCAACCACCUACGCAUAGUGUGCCCUCAGAAUACAUCUUAAAACAUCAAGCUGUCGAGUGCCUUGUUGUGAUUCUGGAAUCCUUGGACAACUGGGCCUCACAACGUAGCGUUGACCCGACUGCCGCCCGGACCUUUUCACAGAAGUCUGUUGACAACCCACGAGAUUCCAUGGACAGCAGUGCCCCUGCGUUCCUCGCCUCUCCAAGGGUUGAUGGUGCCGACGGCAGCACUGGUCGGUCUACUCCAGUUCCUGAUGACGAUCCAAGCCAGGUAGAGAAGGUCAAGCAGAGAAAGAUCGCGCUCACAAACGUGAUCCAACAGUUCAACUUCAAACCCAAGCGAGGCGUUAAGCUUGCCCUCCAAGAAGGCUUCAUACGGUCUGACUCUCCCGAGGACAUUGCAGCUUUCAUACUUCGCAAUGACCGCUUAGAUAAGGCUAUGAUCGGAGAAUACCUUGGUGAGGGCGACGCCGAAAACAUCGCUACCAUGCACGCUUUUGUUGAUAUGAUGGACUUUUCCAAGCGGCGCUUCGUCGACGCCCUCCGCUCAUUCUUACAACAUUUCCGCCUGCCCGGAGAAGCCCAGAAGAUCGACCGUUUCAUGCUCAAAUUCUCUGAGCGUUAUGUUACUCAAAAUCCGAAUGCAUUUGCCAACGCCGAUACGGCGUACGUGCUUGCGUACUCUGUUAUUCUGCUUAACACCGACCAGCAUAGCUCCAAGAUGAAAGGCCGUCGCAUGACUAAGGAAGACUUCAUCAAAAACAACCGUGGUAUUAAUGACAAUCAGGACUUGCCUGAUGAAUAUCUUGGUUCAAUCUUCGACGAAAUCGCAAACAACGAGAUUGUUCUGGACACCGAAAGAGAGCAAGCUGCAAAUGCCGCCCAUCCCGCACCUGUUCCUAGCGGUCUUGCAUCAAGGGCUGGGCAAGUCUUCGCAACGGUUGGAAGGGAUAUACAGGGCGAGAGAUAUGCGCAAGCCUCUGAGGAAAUGGCCAACAAAACUGAGCAACUCUAUCGCAGUUUGAUCCGAGCUCAACGGAAGACUGCGGUGAAAGAGGCACUUUCACGCUUUAUCUUCGCAACGUCCGUCCAGCACGCUGGGUCCAUGUUCAAUGUUACUUGGAUGUCAUUUCUCUCCGGCUUGUCCGCACCCAUGCAGGAUACCCAAAACCUUAAGACAAUCAAGCUCUGUAUGGAAGGUAUGAAAUUAGCCAUACGAAUCAGCUGUACGUUUGAUUUGGAAACUCCGCGGGUUGCCUUCGUCACUGCCUUGGCGAAGUUCACAAACCUGGGCAAUGUCAGGGAGAUGGUCGCAAAGAAUGUCGAGGCAGUAAAGAUACUGCUUGAUGUCGCGCUUUCAGAGGGGAACCAUCUAAAGAGCUCUUGGAGAGAUAUCCUCACAUGCGUCAGCCAGCUGGACAGGCUUCAACUGCUCAGCGACGGGGUCGACGAGGGAUCCUUGCCAGAUAUGUCACGCGCUGGCGUUGUGCCUCCGUCUGCGUCCGAUGGCCCCAGAAGGUCAAUGCAGGCACCAAGGCGUCCUCGCCCCAAGUCCAUCACAGGCCCUACACCUUUUCGAGCCGAAAUAGCAAUGGAAAGUCGCUCAACAGAGAUGGUGAAGGGUGUAGACCGGAUCUUUACCAACACAGCUAAUUUGUCCCACGAAGCUAUCAUCGACUUCGUUCGGGCUCUUAGUGAAGUGAGUUGGCAAGAGAUUCAGUCUUCUGGCCAGACGGCCUCUCCUCGCACUUAUAGUUUGCAGAAGUUGGUUGAAAUCAGUUAUUACAACAUGACACGAGUCAGAAUUGAAUGGUCCAAGAUCUGGGAAGUUCUCGGGCAGCACUUUAACCAAGUUGGAUGCCAUUCGAACACAACGGUGGUUUUCUUCGCGUUAGAUUCACUCCGUCAACUAUCAAUGCGUUUUAUGGAGAUUGAAGAACUACCAGGAUUCAAAUUCCAGAAAGACUUCCUCAAACCGUUCGAGCAUGUCAUGUCCAAUAGCAAUGCUGUUACUGUAAAGGACAUGAUCCUCCGUUGCCUCAUACAGAUGAUUCAGGCUCGCGGAGACAACAUCCGUUCUGGUUGGAAAACGAUGUUUGGUGUCUUCUCGUUUGCGGCUCGAGAGCCUUAUGAUACAGAGGGCAUUGUGAAUAUGGCAUUCGAGCACGUUACUCAGAUCUACAACACGCGCUUCGGUGUCGUUAUUACGCAAGGAGCCUUCCCUGACCUUGUUGUAUGCCUCACAGAGUUCUCUAAGAACACGAGAUUCCAGAAGAAGUCACUACAGGCAAUCGAGCUUCUAAAGUCGACGGUCGCCAAAAUGCUGAGGACUCCAGAAUGUCCUCUAUCUCACCGUAGCUCUACGGAAGCCUUCCAUGAGGACUCCACUAACCUCACUCAGCAACUCACUAAGCAGUCCAAAGAAGAGCAAUUUUGGUAUCCUAUUUUGAUUGCGUUCCAAGAUAUUCUCAUGACUGGCGAUGAUCUUGAGGCUCGGUCACGGGCCUUGACAUACCUUUUCGACACCUUAAUACGUUACGGAGGUAGCUUCCCUCAAGAAUUCUGGGAUGUCCUCUGGAGGCAGCUCCUGUAUCCCAUCUUCGUUGUUCUGCAGUCCAAAUCGGAAAUGUCCAAGGUACCAAACCAUGAGGAGCUUUCCGUAUGGCUCUCAACCACAAUGAUCCAGGCAUUGCGCCAUAUGAUCACGUUGUUCACCCAUUAUUUCGAUGCACUUGAAUAUAUGCUUGGGCGUGUUCUUGAACUCCUCACGCUAUGCAUAUGUCAAGAGAACGACACCAUCGCGCGAAUCGGCAGCAAUUGUCUGCAGCAGCUGAUCCUGCAGAAUGUCGAAAAGUUCCAGAAAGACCACUGGAAUAAGACAGUUGGUGCAUUCAUCGAGCUUUUUAACAAAACUACUGCAUAUGAACUGUUCACGGCUGCAACAACUAUGGCGACUGUGACACUAAAGACACCCUCUGCUCCGACUGCAAAUGGACAGUUAGCAGACACCCAUGAUACGGUGCAGGACCCAACCGAGUCAUCGCCAGCUCAAGAAACCUCAACUGAACCCCCCAAGCUCAAUGGGACACAAGACACGACAGCCGAGCACGAGGACGGCGAUAUGCCAGCAGCUUCAAAUACUGAGUUGGAAGACUACAGGCCACAAUCAGAUACCCAGCAGCAACCGGCUGCAGUCACUGCCGCACGUCGUCGUUAUUUCAAUCGUAUUAUCACAAGUUGUGUACUUCAGCUGCUCAUGAUUGAGACAGUCCAUGAAUUAUUCUCCAACGAUAAGGUUUACGCACAAAUACCCAGCCACGAGCUUUUACGGCUUAUGGGUCUGCUGAAGAAGAGCUAUCAGUUCGCGAAAAAGUUCAACGAAGACAAAGAGUUGCGAAUGCAACUUUGGCGGCAAGGAUUCAUGAAGUCGCCGCCCAAUCUUCUCAAACAGGAGAGUGGAAGUGCUGCUACUUACGUCCACAUUUUGUUCAGGAUGUACCAUGACGAGCGCGAAGAGAGGAAGAGCAGCCGUAGUGAAACAGAAGCGGCUUUGAUUCCCCUCUGCGUCGACAUCAUUAGCGGGUUCGUUCGACUUGAUGAAGACUCACAGCAUCGUAACAUAGUGGCUUGGCGCCCUGUUGUUGUGGACGUUAUCGAAGGUUACACAAACUUUCCCGCCGAGGGCUUCGACAAGCACAUAGACACAUUCUAUCCCCUUGCUGUCGAUUUGCUUGGCCGCGAGCUGAACUCGGAGAUUCGUCUCGCAAUUCAAGGCUUGUUCCAGCGGAUCGGAGAGGCGAGAUUAGGUCUACCAGUCCGGCCCACGCCCACACCCGUUAGUCCCCGACAUUCUGUAUCGGAGCAUCCAUCUCGCAAGCAUAGCGUCGGCCGGCGCUGA